Colossoma macropomum (tambaqui) is the source of this 2099-nucleotide messenger RNA. Its product is annotated as ETS1-related protein. Gene Ontology annotation, molecular function: sequence-specific DNA binding; DNA-binding transcription factor activity, RNA polymerase II-specific. Gene Ontology annotation, biological process: cell differentiation; regulation of transcription by RNA polymerase II. Gene Ontology annotation, cellular component: nucleus. Lineage: Eukaryota; Metazoa; Chordata; Actinopteri; Characiformes; Serrasalmidae. The record is from RefSeq and is a predicted model, not a curated record. The transcript is spliced from 8 exons. Bases 129 to 1379 code for a protein of 416 amino acids.
UCUACACUCAUUCAAAGUUUUGUUGUUGUUGUUUGUUUUAUCUUUUUUUCUGAAUGAAAAAGGUAACAAAUCUGCGCUCGUGACUCCUGGCUGACGUCACGGCGUGCGAACAGACCGGGGAGGGGUGUAUGGGGGGGGGUCUAGCUGCAGUCACGAAGCAGCGCGAGCACAUUCCAGCGCCACGCCCCCUCCUCUUUAUAACGGAGAGGAGGCGCCGCUACUCCAUGCAAAGCUUCUCCAAGCUCGCGAGAAACCUGAAGGUACGUCCACGCGCCGAUUCUCCUGAAGUCCAGCUCUGCUUUGUGAUGGAGAUGUAUCAGGCCGGAUAUUAUACAGAGGACUUCAGAACUCAGGAGGUUCCUGGCGGCUUUGACUUCAGCUCAUAUGACUACAAUGGUGAAGACCUGUCCUUUUUGUUAGACAGCAAAGGACCCGUCCAACCGCAGUACGCCGACACGUACGGAGAACUGCAGAAGGACCACAGCAACAGCUCCAAAGUUCAUUCCACCGAUAAUGGCUUAUUUAGUCUAGAGUCCUUCCCUGAGUUCAACUGCUGGACAGCCUAUAACACAGUUCCUGAUGGGAUGGUGACAGAGAGACAGCAGGGGGGCUUUCACGACUCUCCCUCUCAGACCUAUCAGAACCUGCUGCCCCCCUGCCCACCAACCCAGAGCAGCCCCUUCAGCUCCUCCGUGGACCCCAGCAGCCUCUACCAGCCUCCCAAAGAGCUCGGCUGCAGAGGAACAGGUGACGCAGAGAGGAGUUACGGUUUGUACGAGUCAGACGCUCAGAGCAGACCGUCGCCCUACUGGUCAGAUUAUUCCUCCUCCAGCUACUGCAGUCCGCUGCUCGGACAGCCUCCAUCCGCCUCAUCCCCCCUCCCUCAGCCUUCAGAGCCCUUCUGCCCCCGCGUGGCCAAGCGGCGCACUGCACCCUCUCAGAGACUGGAGCGCGAGGGCGAGGGGGCGGGCAUGUCCGCUUACCCAGGAUCAGGGCCCAUCCAGCUGUGGCAGUUCCUGCUGGAGCUUCUGCUGGACUCUGCGUGUCACACCUUCAUCAGCUGGACAGGAGACGGCUGGGAGUUCAAGAUGUCCGACCCUGCAGAGGUGGCCAAACGGUGGGGUCAGUGCAAGAACAAGCCUAAGAUGAACUACGAGAAGCUGAGCCGCGGCCUGCGCUACUACUACCACAAGAACAUCAUCCACAAAACGGCCGGCAAGCGCUACGUCUACCGCUUUGUGUGUGAUGUGCAGGGCAUGCUGGGAAAGAGCGCGCAGGAGGUCCUGGCCAGCAUGAACAUCUCACCGUCGAGCGCAGGAUCACCGAGAUCAGCAGGUACCACGAAGUCAGAAGACACAGCAGACGUCUGGCCUCAUUAGCAAAGUUCACUCUUCAGCGCUGUGAUGAAGGAGGAGCUUCUCCGCUGAAGGAGCUUCCAGAGAGUCGAUUACAUCCAGGAUUCAACAGACUUUCGCACCUCCAUUCAUCUCCACUGCUCUGUGGACGGAGAACCUCCACCUGGAUGGCCUGGAGCACUGUCAGCGCUGCUGACGACAGACUUCAUCCAGACUUUAGUAUCUCAGUACCUGUAAAGAAAAAACAAACUUGGAGGUAAAGCCUUGUGUUGACACUCUAUGCUGGUUCUGCAGUAAAGGGAAUGGUUCUAUUUAGAACCAUGAGUUCUAUACGGACUCAUUUCAUGCUUAAAUGGUUCUUUUUUGAGAAUGGUUCCAUGUAGCACCGAAAAGGUUGUGCUAUUUUUAAUGAAGUUUGAAACAACAAGACUUUUUUGGCGCUAUUAUAGAACCACAUACAACACGUUCUCCAUCAAUCUGAAGAACCAUUUCACCAUACAGAGAACCACGUAUGCAAAUGAUUCUAUAUAAAACUCAUGGUUCCAAAUAAAACCAUUCCCUUUACUAAAGAACCCUUGAAGAACCAUCUUUUGUGAGAGUGUAUAUGGACAUAUGAACAAGCUCUAAAUAAUCAAUGCAAUUCGACAUAUUUUAACAUUUUUUUAUCAGCUACCUCUUUUUUAAUUUGGUGUUCCAGCAUCAGAUUGUGUAUUAUUGUAAAUAAAUCAUUUUGUCUACGAUUCA